This is a messenger RNA of Suillus fuscotomentosus, 1047 nucleotides long. RefSeq lists its product as uncharacterized. The transcript is spliced from 6 exons. Bases 103 to 1047 code for a protein of 314 amino acids. Lineage: Eukaryota; Fungi; Basidiomycota; Agaricomycetes; Boletales; Suillaceae. The record is from RefSeq and is a predicted model, not a curated record.
CCAACUUGACCACUACAUUCUUUUUACCCUCAGCGUCCUGUAUCAUUCAAUUUCGUAGCAGUACACUCUUUGAAAAGAGAAAACACUCAUUCACCUUUUAAAAUGCCUCCCCAUCCAUCUGAGAUAGCUGCUCAGAAGCGGAAUGCUAAAAAGAAAGAGAAAGUAGCGGCGAGACAAGUGUCUUCCGGCGCUGAGGUCAUAACCCCAGACAUAGCUGAUGACAUCGCAGAUAGCAAGCUGCAACGGUCUUCAAAGAAAAAAGCACUGGAGCGCAAAGUCUGGAAUGAUACAACCAGCAAUAAUCGCAAGCGUGCACCAACGGUGACUGAGCUUCUGUCUGCGCCUGCAACAAAGUCAGUAAGGAAGACACUGAAAGCAGUCGAAAAGACACAGAAAGCAGUUGAAGGUGGUGGUCAUGAGAGAAGCAGUGUAGCUUCCACUCUCACGAGUCACAAUGGUGUGUCAGUUGACACCGACGACUCUGCGAGUGAAUAUGGUAUCAGCGACUCUGAAUCCAAUAAGUCAGAUGUCAAUGUGGAAGUUGAAGACGACAGUGAUAUCUCAGACUUACUGUCUAAAACCCCGGAGAAUCUUCAUGAGAUUCCGCGUUUUGUUCCACCCCGCCUUGCUUCACGUUACAGUGAUAGUUCAGCCGCUGCAUCAACAUGGGAUGAUGAUGAUCCGGUGGGCCAACUCGUCACGGUCACAGCUGACUCAGUCAAGGUCAAAUGCGAGCCUGACGAGAAGAAGAAAAGGAGCAAGCUCGAAGGACGACAACAGAUUGAGAGACCACAGUUUGCACAGCCGUCACAUGACUUAGAUGAUUCCAUCGCUGUCACAACCCCCGGACUGGAACCACGUGACACAUCCAACACUUAUGCGCCUUUCAAAUGGCCUGAGUUCACUAAUCUAGUUUACGAAGCAGACAGCUCCAUCAACCUCAAGGCUCAGAACACACGCGUACAGAUGGUUUUGAAGACGGCUGUCUUUGAACUCAAGAAAUCUGCUAUCUUCGAGAAUGCAUUCCCUACUAUCACCGAGAAAUGA